Molecule: messenger RNA, 888 nt
Organism: Anoplophora glabripennis (Asian longhorned beetle)
Lineage: Eukaryota; Metazoa; Arthropoda; Insecta; Coleoptera; Cerambycidae
Product: golgin subfamily A member 6-like protein 22
Exons: 2
Coding region: 1-888 (295 amino acids)
Source: RefSeq, a predicted model, not a curated record
AUGGAUUUGAGAAGUGAAACAAGCACAAGAAGGGAAGAUGAAGAACUUCGCUAUGAAGAAGAAGAAGACAGGACAGGAUCUGAAGGAAGCAGACGUACAGAAUUACAGAAGUCGGAAAUAGCAUGUCUCUUUGAAAUGUUUAAGGAAAUGGAAAAAAAUCGAAAAGAACAGGAAAGAAAGUACCAAGAACAGAAGAGAACGGAAAAGGAACAGCAGAAAAAAUUGCGGGAACAGGAAGAGGAAGAGCAGAAAAAAGUGCGAAAACAGGAAAAAGAGGAGCACGAAAAUAUGCGAAAAUUGGACAAGGAAGAGUUGAAACAAGUAAUAGCUGAAAACACAGAAAACAUAAAAAUAGCAUUGGAAAAGAAAUUAGAAGAAAUUAAACAGGAAUUAAACAAGGAGCAAGAAAAAUUUCAAAGUGAAAUAAAAGAGAGGAUAAAUACAAUUGAGCAGAAAACCACAGAUUUAGAAGAAAUACAUAAGACUAGGGAAAACCAAUACAAUAAUAGAAUACACAAAAGAAAAAUGAGGAAAUCGAAAAAGAAAUUAAUUUACGACCACAGCGUUGUCGGCGAAGGUUUGGCUGGGUGUUCCACCGACCUCGUUCGACGGACGUUGUCCGUCACAUCAACCGAACUGCUGGUUUGGCUGGGUGUCCCACCGCCAGUGGAAGACGUUGAGUGCAGGUUCAUAUGGCAGCAGCGUUAUCGGCGACGGUUUGACUGGGUGUCCCACCGCCUUCGUUCGACAAACGUUGUGAGCCCCUUUACUGAAACUGCUGGUUUGGCUGGAUGUCCCACCGCCAGUAGAGGACGUGAAGGUGUCGGACUGUACGGCAGCAGCGUUGUUGGCGAAGGUUUGGCUGAGUGUCCCACCGCCCAAGCUUGA